AUGCCCCCUAACGCAGAGACGUCACAGCCACGCGUGACGUACAAGACUGUUACUGGAGUUAAUGGGCCUCUUGUUAUUCUCGACAAAGUCAAGUACGCUAAAUAUGCCGAAAUCGUCCAACUAAAGCUUCUCGAUGGCUCGCGCAGAACAGGACAAGUUCUCGAAGUUCAUGGAGACAAGGCCGUUGUCCAAGUUUUCGAAGGCACAUCUGGCAUUGAUGCGAAGCAUACAUCCUGUGAAUUCACGGGAGAAAUCAUGAAGACGCCCGUCAGUGAGGACAUGUUGGGUCGUAUUUUCAAUGGAUCGGGAAAGCCGAUUGACAAUGGCCCUCCGAUUAUGCCAGAGGAUUAUCUCGACAUCAUGGGACAGCCGAUCAAUCCUCAAUCGCGUAUUUAUCCAGAAGAAAUGAUCCAAACUGGAAUCAGUACGAUCGAUGUGAUGAAUUCUAUCGCUCGAGGACAGAAAAUCCCCAUCUUCUCUGCUGCUGGUCUUCCCCACAACGAGAUCGCUGCUCAAAUCUGCCGACAAGCUGGUCUCGUCAAAAAGGAAGGUGAAGCAACCGAAGAGGGAAAGAGCAACUUCGCCAUCGUCUUCGCAGCCAUGGGUGUCAACAUGGAAGCUGCUCGUUUCUUCAAAUCUGAUUUUGAGCAGCGAGGAAAUAUGGAAAACGUUGUUUUGUUCCUGAAUCUCGCCAACGAUCCAACUAUUGAGCGUAUUAUCACCCCUAGAAUUGCUCUUACUGCCGCGGAGUACCUUGCUUAUCAAUGCGGUAAGCACGUUUUGGUCAUUCUCACCGACAUGAGUUCCUAUGCCGAAGCUCUUCGAGAAAUUUCAGCUGCUCGAGAAGAGGUCCCCGGUCGACGAGGUUUCCCUGGUUAUAUGUACACAGAUUUGGCUACGAUUUACGAACGAGCUGGUCGAGUCGAAGGCCGAGAAGGCUCAAUCACUCAGAUUCCUAUCCUCACUAUGCCAAACGAAGAUAUCACUCAUCCCAUCCCCGAUCUUACAGGAUACAUUACAGAAGGACAGAUUUACGUCGAUAGACAGCUUCAAAAUCGUCAGAUCUAUCCGCCAAUCAAUGUGUUGCCUUCCUUGUCUCGACUGAUGAAAUCUGCUAUCGGCGAAGGAAUGACCAGAGAAGAUCACUCUGAUGUGUCCAACCAGUUGUAUGCUUGUUAUGCUAUCGGUAGAGAACAACAGGCUAUGAAAGCUGUCGUUGGUGAGGAAGCCCUCUCACAAGAGGACUUGCUGUAUCUAGAAUUCCUUUCAAAGUACGAGAAAAACUUCAUCAAUCAAGGCCAUAAUGAGAAUAGAUCAAUUUUCGACUCUCUCGAUAAAGGAUGGGAGCUCUUGAGAAUCUUCCCUCCAGAAUUGCUGAAGCGAAUUCCGGGUAAAAUUAUCGACAAGUACUACUACAGAAAAACUGAAGAGCAAUAA
Messenger RNA from Oikopleura dioica, 1437 nucleotides. NCBI's taxonomy places the organism in Eukaryota, Metazoa, Chordata, Appendicularia, Copelata, Oikopleuridae. The record is from the annotation of a GenBank genome assembly.